Portunus trituberculatus (swimming crab) is the source of this 726-nucleotide messenger RNA. RefSeq names its product zinc finger BED domain-containing protein 5-like. Bases 1 to 726 code for a protein of 241 amino acids. The record is from RefSeq and is a predicted model, not a curated record. The transcript has a single exon. NCBI's taxonomy places the organism in Eukaryota, Metazoa, Arthropoda, Malacostraca, Decapoda, Portunidae.
AUGGUUAGACUGAUUCUUGGAGCAGAAGCAGCACAGAAACUAAGUGAUGUAUCUCUUUCGAAUAAUACUAUCCAGCGAAGAAUCAGGGACAUGUCAGGUGAUGUGAAAGAUCAGAUUAUUGAAGAGAUAAAAGCAUCCCCCAUUUUUGCUAUACAGGUCGAUGAAUCCACUGAUGUAGCAAUGGCGUGCCAGCUGUUGGUAUACUGCCGAUACCUGUUCAAAGGCAUAAUAAAGGAGGAAUUUCUUUGCUGUCAAAAUCUUGAAACAUCAAGUACGGCCACUGAUGUGAUGAAUGCUGUGUCAUCGUUUUUUGACAAGCAUGGUUUGAGUUGGAAUAAUCUUGUUGGAAUCACAACUGAUGGAGCUCCAGCCAUGCUUGGGUCGAGGUCGGGUUUCCAAGCAAAAGUAAAAUCCAAAGCACCAAAUGCAGUUGGUGUGCACUGCUUCAUUCAUCGGGAGGCUCUGGCUUCUAAAUCGCUUCCUUCUGGGCUUCUCACAAUUUUCACUGGUAUUGUCAAGGUCGUGAACUAUGUGAAAACUCUGCCCUCAACACGAGACUGUUCCAGCAACUGUGUCAUGACAUGGAAUCCGAGCAUAGUUCCUUGCUCUUUUAUACAUCCGUCAGGUGGUUGUCUGCAGGAGAUUUUGUCCCGCUUCUUCUCUCUUCGCCAGGAAGUUGAAAUGUUUCUUGAUGUACAGAAAAAUGUGACCUGUUGGAGAUAUUGA